AUGAGAGUUAAGCAAGAGUGCAAUUCAUCUGACGUGGGGGUCCCCUGCACAACAGAGGAUGAACUGCUUAAACGUUCAGCAAUAUCGCCGGAGGAUGUACUUGGGUUGCAGAAGAUCACAGAAAACUACCUGUGUGGCCCACUAGAAAAUGUGUACAACAUUGACUUCACCAGAUUCAAGAUCAGAGACAUGGAGACAGGCACUGUGCUUUUCGAAAUCACCAAGCCACCCCCCCUUGAGAGUGCAGUGAACAAAAGAGACCUGGAACCCAACGCAGGACGCUUUGUUCGCUACCAGUUCACUCCUGCUUUCUUGCAGCUACGCCGAGUUGGUGCCACAGUGGAGUUCACAGUGGGGGACAUUCCCAUCAACAACUUCCGUAUGAUUGAGAGGCACUACUUCCGUGGGCAGCUCCUGAAGAGCUUUGACUUUGAGUUUGGUUUCUGCAUCCCCAGCAGUAAGAACACCUGUGAACACAUUUAUGAGCUCCCCCCCCUCUCAGAGGAACUCAUGCGUGAAAUGAUCCUUCAUCCUUACGAGACCCAGUCUGACAGCUUCUACUUCGUGGACAACAAACUGGUGAUGCACAACAAAGCGGAUUACUCUUACAGCGGGGGCCCAUAG
Messenger RNA from Chanos chanos (milkfish), 624 nucleotides. RefSeq names its product unc-119 lipid binding chaperone a1 (gene unc119a1). Gene Ontology annotation, molecular function: lipid binding. The coding region runs from base 1 to 624 and encodes 207 amino acids. NCBI's taxonomy places the organism in Eukaryota, Metazoa, Chordata, Actinopteri, Gonorynchiformes, Chanidae. The transcript has 5 exons. Gene Ontology annotation, biological process: lipoprotein transport; negative regulation of caveolin-mediated endocytosis; nervous system development. The record is from RefSeq and is a predicted model, not a curated record. Gene Ontology annotation, cellular component: spindle pole; centrosome; intercellular bridge.